AAACAGUCCUAAUCAUACAUAUGACCGCGUGAAGGCGGCAUUAGCGAGGCCGCUCGGUGUUUCUCGCUCAUCCAUCUAAUCAUCAUUGUGCUGCUAUAAAGAGGACAGGUCAAAACAUCGCCGAAAGGCAAACGGAGGAGCAGCCAUGGACAAAGUUCUUCUCUUCCUGUCACUCGUGACACUGGCUGGCGUCUCCUCGCAGUCAAUCACAGACAGCCAGAGAGUGUUCUCCAUCGCUGUGAGUCGAGUGCAACAUCUCCACCUGCUGGCCCAGAGACUCUUUUCGGACUUUGAGAGUUCUCUGCAGAACGAGGAUCAGCGUCAGCUCAACAAGAUCUUCCUGCAGGAUUUCUGCAACUCAGAUUACAUCAUCAGUCCCCUGGACAAGCACGAAACGCAACGAAGCUCGGUUCUGAAGCUGCUGUCGAUCUCCUAUCGAUUGGUGGAAUCGUGGGAAUUUCCUAGCCGUUCCCUCUCUGGGGGCUCUGCUCCCAGAAAUCAGGUUUCUUCAAAACUUUCUGAACUGAAGAUGGGAAUCCUCCUGCUAAUCAGGCUGUUCCUUCAGGCCAAUCAGGAUGCAGCUGAGAUGUUAGCUGACAGCUCCGCCCUGCAACUGGCGCCUUAUGGGAACUAUUAUCAAAGUGUGGCAGACGAUGAGCCCUUGAGACGGAUGUAUGAACUGCUGGCGUGCUUCAAGAAGGACAUGCACAAGGUGGAGACCUACCUGACGGUUGCCAAAUGUCGACUCUCACCAGAGGCCAACUGCACUUUGUAGACCUGCCGUCGCUCAGUCAGCAUCUCGUUGGCUCAUGCUGUCAAUUUGACGUGGAAGUCUUGUCAUGUGAUGAAAUAAAAGUCUUUGGGCUCAUGCA
Messenger RNA from Phyllopteryx taeniolatus (common seadragon), 872 nucleotides. RefSeq names its product growth hormone 1 (gene gh1). Lineage: Eukaryota; Metazoa; Chordata; Actinopteri; Syngnathiformes; Syngnathidae. Gene Ontology annotation, cellular component: extracellular region. Gene Ontology annotation, molecular function: growth hormone activity; growth hormone receptor binding. The coding region runs from base 146 to 775 and encodes 209 amino acids. The record is from RefSeq and is a predicted model, not a curated record. Gene Ontology annotation, biological process: positive regulation of growth; animal organ development; response to nutrient levels. The transcript has 6 exons.